UGUUCCUAUAUAUAAUAUAGAAGAGUCUCCUACACCUUUCUAAGAAGCUCACUUUGGAACUGCACUUUUAAACAAAGAUGACAACAUAUUCAAAGAGAGGUAUACCUGUAAGCUCGGUAAGUCCACAGUAUCUGCACACAAACUCUACUAGCCACAUCUGGCCCUUCAGCGCAGUAGCAGAACUGAUUGACAAUGCUUAUGACCCAGAUGUCAAUGCAAAACAGCUCUGGAUUACAAAAAGUGUGUUCAAACACCAGGACUGCCUCAUCUUUUUGGAUAAUGGAAAUGGCAUGGACUUUGACAAGAUGCACAAAAUGCUCAGUUUUGGCUUCAGUGAUAAGAAGCAGUUAAAAAAACAUGUUCCAGUUGGUCUUUACGGUAACGGUUUUAAGUCAGGAUCCAUGCGCUUGGGAAAGGAUGCCAUUGUUUUCUCAAAGAAAGCUGACACCAUGUGUGUGGGUCUGCUGUCACAGACUUACCUCGAGAGGACAGGAGCACAGAAUGUCCUUGUUCCUAUUGUCUCGUUCACAUGCACUGGACAGACAGUCAGUGCCGCACCAGAGCAUGCAGAGAGUUUUCGAGAUAUCCUGGCACAUUCUUUGUUUAACACUGAGGAAGAACUGUUUUCUCAGUUCAAAGUUAUUGAAAGUCUUGCGAAACUAAGUGGAACCUGCAUCAUAAUCUGGAACCUACGCAGAAAAUCUUCAGGAGAAUUAGAAUUUGAUUUCUUGAAAGACCCCAAAGACUUCCGGAUCCUUGAUGAUGUGUACAAUACAUUCAGGAAGUCAAACAAGCGUCAGAAUCAGGACAGCAUGUCAGUGCCUGAGAGUGUUUAUUCACUACGGGCAUACUGUAGUAUCCUGUACCUGAUUCCAAGAGUGGAUAUUAUCCUUCAAGGGCAAAAGGUUGAAGCUCAGUCUAUCUCAACAACUCUAGCAAAGGCUCAUACGGACACAUACAAACCUGAAUGUCUUAAAAAGGCAAUAAAAAUCACAUUUGGCUACAACAAAAAGAGCAUGGAUAACUACGGAUUGAUGAUGUACAACAAAAACCGGCUCAUUAAAGCCUACGUGCGUGUCCCCUGCCAGCAGAAGGGCAACCACACAGGACAAGGAGUUAUCGGGGUUAUAGAGUGUAAUCACCUCGUACCAACUCACAAUAAGCAGGACUUUGAUGAUACUCAAGAGUACAGGAACACCAUGAAGAAUCUAAAUAUUAAGCUUGAGCAAUAUUGGAAGACCUUCACUUAUAGUCAUCAAGAAUUUAAGCCUGUUGAUAAUACUAAAACUCGCACAGAUGCAGCUCAGGUAACUUGCCCCAGGUUCUUGCCUGAGGUUUCUGAUGAGGAACAACUUGGAUACCUCAAAACACACAAAGGGCAAAAGAAGAGGACCCUGGACCAGUGUCAAGAUAAAACAGAGAAGAAGAAAUCCAAGAAAAUUGAUUUGGACAACAACAUAACAGGGACAUCAACAUCCACAGCCUCACUUGCCAUGUUUAACCAAGAUACGAGUGAAAAGAUAGUAGAAAGAAAAAACAUUAAAACACAAGCCAGCUCUAAACACCAACAGAACUUUGAAGAUCAGCUUCUUACGGCCAAGCAGGAGAUAAAUCAGCUCCAAGUUAAGGUGAACAGUCUGGAAGAUGAGAAGUCUGCUUUGGCAAGCUGCUGUGAGAGCCUGAAGAAAGGCCGCCUCAGGUUAGGAGAACUCAGACAAAGUGUGGCACGUCUCCUGUUCAGGUUUGUCCCUGAAGUAAUUCUUAAGCAGUUGGACAACGAUUGUGAAGCUGUUGAUGAAAUUCUUACUCAAGUUAUAAAUAAGAUCUCCCUGACAGAGGCAGCCUCUACAUAAAAACCCAUAUGAGUAUGGGUUCCCCUUUGUGUCUGGUUCCUCUCAAGGUCUCUUCCUUCCAUUCUAGGGAGUUUUCUAGGGACUUACUCAUUGGGGAUAAAUACAUACACAUUUAAAUGUAUCUAAUAUUAAUUUUGAAUUGUGUAUUCUACUAAUCUUUAUAUUAUUCUUUAUAUUAACCUUUGUUCUAUGUUUAUGUUCUGUAAAUCCGCUUUGAGAAAAUGUCAAUUAUACAAGCCCUAUACAAGUACAUUUGAAUUGAAUUUAAUUGAAAAAACAGUGGUGGAUUAAUCAAUAAAAUUAACUUUUUAAUUACUACACACAACUUUUUUUUUAAUAUGCCUGACUCUUAUUCUGUUUAAAUGCUUUUGAAAAAAGACAUUAACUUUUUAUUGUUUCCAGUGUAUUUUUAAAAUAAAAUUGAAAAAGAAAGGUUUAGGCAGCUACUGCCUCAGCUCCUUUUGCUUUUAACCUUUUGUACAUAGAAUUAAUUGCUUUUAUAUCACUAUAUAAGCAUGUGUAAACCCAUGUGUUUUUAAAUGGUAAACCAUUCAGCUCAUGUGUAGGCUUAAAAUCUUAAAUUUUUUUCUAUUUCCAUUUUCUUAGUUCUGUGCUUAAAAUGAACAAUAUCAUACUUCAAUGCUAGGCCAAAAAUGUGUAAAAUGUAGAAACUAUAUACAGCAGGUAGUUUGUUUGUAUUACGCAAUAUAAGGUGCAUAUAGUUGGCCUGAUUUGCUAAACUACAUGAUAAUAUACACAAAUAAAUAAUGUUGAGCAGCUAGUAGGCAGGUUGUAGAUUAUUUAUAAACCUACAACAUUGUAUAUCACAAGAUAAAGGAGAACAUAUAACUGAGACUAUGUGUUUUAGGUCAUUCAAAUAUUAAUAAACCUUCCCUUCUCACUCAAAAUAGGUAAUUUAUUUUAUUAAAUUUAGUUUUGAUUUUUUGUUUUGCUUUCUUUGUGUUUCUUUGUUUCUGUUUAUCUGUGUUUGAAAUGCAAUAAAAACACAUAACACCUUC
Molecule: messenger RNA, 2872 nt
Organism: Tachysurus fulvidraco (yellow catfish)
Lineage: Eukaryota; Metazoa; Chordata; Actinopteri; Siluriformes; Bagridae
Product: MORC family CW-type zinc finger protein 3-like
Exons: 14
Coding region: 78-1853 (591 amino acids)
Cellular component (GO): nucleus; PML body
Molecular function (GO): ATP hydrolysis activity
Source: RefSeq, a predicted model, not a curated record